Molecule: messenger RNA, 2242 nt
Organism: Juglans microcarpa x Juglans regia
Lineage: Eukaryota; Viridiplantae; Streptophyta; Magnoliopsida; Fagales; Juglandaceae
Product: WEB family protein At1g12150
Exons: 4
Coding region: 164-1834 (556 amino acids)
Source: RefSeq, a predicted model, not a curated record
AUUCUUGGUCUGUUCUUGUCAUGAUGUCCAGCGUCGGACGCUGAUCAUCAUCAUCUCACGAGCUUCAAGGAGAUCUAGGCUGUUGCUCAUUGCAGUUCAUGGCUGAUUAAGAUCAUUGUGUCCUGGUGAUACCAUCCUGCAUUAAGCUAAAAAUUAGGAAGAGAUGGCCAAGAUUCAAAUAAAAGAUGGCCAAAAGCCUCCAAGUUCUGCUAGACCAGAAGUGGGAGAGAUUGACACCAGGGCACCUUUCGAAUCUGUCAAAGCUGCUGUCGGUCUAUUUGGUGAAGUAGCAAUCUGUAGGGAGCAACCUGUUGCCAAGAAGUCAAAUCUUUCUUCAGGGAGUGUUCUGGACAAGGAGACACAACUGCUAUUGGCCCAGAAAGAACUGAACAAGAUAGAGGAACAGCUAGAGAGUUCAGAGACUGCAAAAGCUCAGGCACUUUCAGAGCUUGAAAAGGCUAAGAAGACCCUGCAAGACUUAACCACCAAGCUCAAGACUGUAAGUGAGUCUAAGCAAUCAUUAAACGAAGCUGCAGAAGCUGUGAAGAACCAAACCAAGAAACUUGAAAGAGAAAAAUCAAGAAAUGCCAACGGACUUGAAGCUUGGAAACAAGAACUGGACCAUGCCAGAAAGGAGUACCUGACCACCGUCACUGAACUUGAUGCUGCAAAGCAAGAGCUCACCAAACUUCGGCAGGAUUUUGAUGCGGCCUUGGAAGUGAAAUCGGUUGCAUUCCAACAGGCAGCAGAAGCUCAGGAUUCAGCAUCUAUCAACACAGAAAAGGUUAGAGAGCUUUCAGAGGAAAUUGCAGACAUGCAAUUAUCAAUUGAACAACUACAGCUUGCCACUCUACAAGUCCGCCAAGAAGAGGCAAUGAUUGUGGCAGAAAGAGAUGCAUGCCUAAAACUGUACAAAUCCACAAAGGAAGAAGCAGAGAAAAAGCUGCUCUCCAUGAAAAUAGAGGCUGAUCCCGUAUCUACUAGAUAUUUGAAGGCCAAGUAUGCAGAAACAAGUGCUGACAUUGAAGUCAUGCAAAAGGAGAUGAAGGCAGUUCAUGCUUCUGAAAUGAAUGCUUCGAGAGCUGUAACCUUGGAGCUCAAUGAAGCCACAAAGACACUGCAGGAAGUAGCUGAAGAAGAAAGGUCUCUUCGAAGCUUGGUGAGUUCCCUUAGUCUGGAACUGGAGGAUGUGAAGAACAAGCGAGCGGAAUUGAAGGAUGACAUGGCAAUGGAAUCCUUUGCGGCUAAGCUGAAUACUGUAGUACAGAAUAAUAAGGCAGAAGCUGAAAAUGCUAAACGGGAAGCAGAGAAGAUGAAGAGAAAGGCUAUUGAGCUUAAGCGAGAAGCUGAAGCCACUCGUAUUGCAUCAGAGGAAGCAGAGAGAAAGCUAGAACUUGCCCUCAAAGAGGCUGAGGAAGCAAAAGCAGCAGAGCUUAGAGCCCUUUACGAGAUGAAGACUUCUUCUAAGAAACGGGAUGGUCUUCCUUCUUUGAACUCGGAGACUUGUGCUGCCAUCAAAUUAACUUCGGAGGAGUUUGAGUCCUUUAGUAGAAAAGCCGAGGAAUCUCGAAAUAUGGCUAAAAGAAUAGAGGAAGCUGCCACGGCUCAGUUAGGAUCAAUCGAUGUGAGUAUAAGUCAAGCAAAUAGAAAAGUGGAGGCAAAUAUGAAGGCAAUCCAGGAAAUCAAGGAUGCAACCGAGAUUGCUCUAAUAAAAGCAGGGAUGGUUGAGAGUGAACCCCAGAGGUGGAAACAUGCAGAAUCAAAGUGGCGAUUUGCAGAAACAAAGUGGCGACAUGCAGAAUCAAAGUGGAAUUUGAAGCUCCGGCAAAAAUAAAGCAUCUGGGAAGGCAUCAGGAUCAUUUCAUCAUUUCCGCCGCUGCUCUAGGAUCUUAUAAGCAGUACCUGCUACUGCUAGGGAGACCGGGAAGUCCUUAGGGGAAACCUGUACUUUGGAAGGUCACAUUUGCUCAAUCUCAGUGAUACUUUGCAGCAUUAGAAUAUAAAUUAGAACAACUGGAACUCCAGAACUUUGUUAGGAUGCACUUGUAAUUUAAGGAAGUCAUCAUGUCACUUCUUAAAAAAAAAACUAUAAAGAAAAGAGCAAAAUAGGUCACAUUUUGCGAUUUGAUCUUCAAGAGUGAUGUAAAUGCUCUUAAAUAUUGAUGGAAAAGCAGCUCACUUACCAGAUAGCUUGGCCCCUGGUUCAGGCUUGUUUGCCAUUCUAUGGGAGUUUUCAACAGCC